GUGUCCAGUGCACUGUCGCCUUGACAUUUCAUUUCGUUUCAUCAAUAUCCGUCGUGCACUCCUCGUUCCAUUGUGCGGCCGACCGCUCGCCUUCUCAGCAACUAUGAUGAAGUCGAUUGGCGCACUCGUUGGCUUUGCGGCUCUUGCGACAGCUGCCGUGAUCGAUCCGACCGCUGUGAGCGAGCGCGGAGUAGACUAUUGCGUGCUUAAUAUCGACAAAAGCAAAGUCAUCGCUACUUUUGGGGUGCAGCUCAACGCCAACGGCAUCGGCAUCGAGUCGAUCUUCAAUGUCCUCCCGAACACUGGAGGAGGCCCAGCACAGCAGAGCGGCGCAAACAUCUACCCUGAUGGCGUUCUUGCCGACUAUCAUGGCUUCGCAAAUGUUCAGCGCCAGGCAGUCCAGAUCAACAUGUGGCAGGGCGACUUUUAUGGCAUUCGCCUGGAAAUCGGCACGAAUGCUCCCAACGGCUUCGUCUUCUUCGACGUGAGCUUCUAUACUGUCAAUGGAGCUAUGCAACUUAAUCCUCCUGUUGGCAUGAGCUGCUGGUUCAACGGUAUCAAGGCUGACAUCUGGCAGUCAAAAGACUUCAAGUAA
Molecule: messenger RNA, 595 nt
Organism: Mixia osmundae IAM 14324
Lineage: Eukaryota; Fungi; Basidiomycota; Mixiomycetes; Mixiales; Mixiaceae
Exons: 5
Coding region: 104-595 (163 amino acids)
Source: RefSeq, a predicted model, not a curated record